This is a messenger RNA of Amphiprion ocellaris (clown anemonefish), 1361 nucleotides long. Its product is annotated as ras-related protein Rab-11B. The record is from RefSeq and is a predicted model, not a curated record. The transcript is spliced from 5 exons. Lineage: Eukaryota; Metazoa; Chordata; Actinopteri; Pomacentridae. Gene Ontology annotation, biological process: regulated exocytosis; constitutive secretory pathway. Gene Ontology annotation, molecular function: GTPase activity; GTP binding. Gene Ontology annotation, cellular component: recycling endosome. Bases 120 to 776 code for a protein of 218 amino acids.
UCUGCUCGUCCUGCGCAAUGUGCGCAUUGUCUGCUGUCAUCUUGGCGCAGCAGCCUGGUCAGGGCAGGGAAAUCUCUCCUCUCAUCACCGCAGGCUCUCGGAGGUGACCGUAUCAAACAAUGGGCAACAGAGACGACGAGUACGACUUUUUAUUUAAAGUCGUGCUAAUCGGAGACUCUGGAGUGGGGAAGAGUAACCUGCUGUCCCGUUUCACAAGAAAUGAGUUCAACCUGGAGAGUAAGAGCACCAUUGGGGUGGAGUUUGCCACCCGCAGCAUCCAGGUGGACGGCAAGACGAUAAAAGCUCAAAUCUGGGACACAGCUGGGCAGGAGCGCUACAGAGCCAUCACCUCAGCGUAUUAUCGGGGUGCGGUAGGCGCUCUCCUAGUUUACGACAUCGCCAAGCACCUGACGUAUGAGAACGUGGAGCGCUGGCUGAAGGAGCUGAGGGACCACGCCGACAACAACAUCGUCAUCAUGCUGGUCGGAAACAAGAGCGACCUCCGUCACCUCAGAGCCGUGCCCACUGACGAGGCUCGAGCAUUCGCAGAAAAGAACACUCUCUCAUUUAUUGAGACAUCAGCGUUGGACUCCACUAAUGUAGAAGAAGCAUUCAAGAACAUUUUAACAGAAAUCUACCGCAUCGUGUCACAGAAGCAGAUAGCCGACAGAUCCGCCCAUGACGAGUCUCCCGGCAACAACGUCGUAGAUAUCAGCGUCCCUCCGACCACCGACGGCCAGAAGGGCAACAAACUGCAGUGCUGCCAGAGUCUGUGACGCUCGUCCUGUCCUCCACAUUCACCUCGACAUCACAUCACCUGUGCACUUUCUCUCCCCGUGGCUCUGCUCACAGCCAACUCCGCCAUCACUUCAUCCUCUCUUAUUUUUUCUACCUUUUCAUUCUGUUUUAUAUAUAGUACUUUUGAAGUCACUCGUGCUCUUCUCUUCUGCCAUGAAAGAAAAAUUUCAGAAGCCUUUACGUCACUUGGUCAAUCAAGUUGUUCAUGGAGUCGGUGCGAAGGUUCCCGCAAUGCAGGGACGAGGCGGUCGUCGUCGUUUUAACGAAGCCUGUGAAGUAGUUGGAACUCUGCCGAAACGCCGUCGCGUACGGGGAGGUUGUUAAAAGCAUUUCAAUGGUUACCACUAGAUGGUGCUGUGUAAAUAUACUACAGACAGUUAGUCCAGCCUGGUGAAGCAGUAUUACAGUGUGGUUCUUACUUCCUUCGUACAUCAGUUAAGUUAUCAUGCCAAAAAUAUCCUCAUUAUGUAUUUAUUGAAGAAUAUUUGGCUUAAGUUGUCAUUGUUUUUCUUUCAAUUGAGGAACUGUAAAAAAUAAAUUUACAAUAAAAUUCUUGACUUAAA